This is a messenger RNA of Chara braunii, 1195 nucleotides long. The record is from the annotation of a GenBank genome assembly. NCBI's taxonomy places the organism in Eukaryota, Viridiplantae, Streptophyta, Charophyceae, Charales, Characeae.
GUCUGAGGCGGCUGUCGAAGGUGUGACUUGGCAAACCGUGCGAGGAUUAGCAGAGACGGACAGUCAUGGCUGCUCAAACGGUCUACGUGAAGAAGAGAUCGACGCUGUGGCAAUGGCGGUGACUGUUGUCGUCGUGAACACGAUGGACGAUAAGGAGUCGUCGUCACGCGACAUGCUGAUGCGGCUCCGUCAAAGAAGAGCGCUGUUGCAGAGCGUUGCAGAGGCGCUGGAUUGCACGACGAUGUGUGAGGCAGUCGUCCAGUUGUGUGUCGCGCUGACGUCUUGCGUUUUCUCGCGGCAGACUCCUCGAUGGUGCAUUAAAGGACGGACUAGCGGGACAUGGGAGGACCUCCGGCUUCGGGACGACGCGACGGACGAGUACUUCCGACAGAAGUUGCGCAUGUCGAUGGCCAUGUUCAACCACAUCGUAGCCGCGUGCGCCGCAUACAUGGAGAAGAAGGUGACGCACUAUCGAAUGCCAUUGCCAGUGGAGCAGCUGAUUGCUUUCGCGUUAUACAGGUGGGCGUCCGGAGAGACGUACGAGAGCGGCACGUCAGCAUUUGGCAUCGGCAGGGCAACUAGACUGCAGGCCGUCCGUGACGCGCAAGUGGUUGUGGAUUUGGAUUUGCGGAUCCUCGACGUCUACGUGGGAUACCCUGGAAGUGUGCACGACGUCCGUGUCCUGCACAAUUCCCAGUUGUUUAUGCGUGCAGAAAGUGGCGAGCUGUUCGACGCAACUCCGAAGAAUUUGUCGCACGGUGUCAUCACACGAGGCUACCUGCUGGGCGACAACGGUUAUCCAGUUGCCUGUCCGUGGAUUGUGUCGUCGUAUGGAGGAAUCGACCAAGGUGCUGACGAGGAGCGCUUCGACACGCGGCAAAAGGUGGCACGGGGGUGUGUGGAGAGGGCAUUCGGCCGACUUAAGUGCAUGUGGCGUUUGUUCUUGCGCACCCAUAAGACGAACCUAGAGACCUUGCCACAACAAUUCGUGGUUGUCUGCACUCUCCACAAUAUCCUCCUGGACGCAGGGAUCGACUUCGAUGAGAACCUUCUGUGGGAGGUGGAUGCGAACGGCGUUCGGCGUAGAGUGGACUUGGGCAUUAUGGGGAACGGCGCACGCGGGCGCGGGACGAUGCACAAACGUGGAAGGUGAAUUGUUGAGGGAUGCACUGCGAGACCGCCUAGCUUUGAUGUA